AUGGCAGAUUCAGACUCCAACAUCACGGCUGAGGGCCAUCCCAGUGAUAUACCCGACGCCGCCUUCGUCCAGCCCAUCGGUCCUCUCAGCCCGUCCAUCGUCUUUGGGGUCGCCUCCCCAACAUAUAACCUCUCUUGCGAAUCGGCCAUAUCAUCUGCACUCAUCUCUCCGCCACAAUCCACCAUCGGCACAGACUACAACGACAACGACUACGACGCCGACACGGACGAAAACGGCGGCACCAUGCCCCCAGCCACCAAGAGGCAGCAGCAGCAGCAGCAGCAGCAGCACGAGGGAAGCAGCGGCAACGCACACAACAGAAACGAAAACAACAAUCACCGCAUCCGCCUGCCCAUCAACAUCUUCCUGUACGGCACGCUGGCCGACCCGCACGUGCUCGCCUAUUUCGCGCGCCUCCCGGGCCCGCCGAUGCUGACCGAUGCCAGCAUCUCGGGCUUCAAGCUGAUGCGGUGGGGCGGCGACGGUGCCUCGACCACGACCACGACGACCACCACUACCCGCCGCGGCGGGCACCCGACCGUGGUACCGGGCAGCCACGACACCGACGUGGUGCACGGCAAGGUGUGGGUGUGCCACACCAUGGAGCGGUUCCAGCUGCUGCAGCGCUACAAGACGAGCAUGUACUCGCACGCCCCUUGCGCCAUCGAGGUGCACAACGGCCCUGCCGUCGGCCGCAUCGUGCCCGGCCGCACCUUUUGCUGGCCUGCGUCCAGGGGCCUCGAGGGCCUCGAGCCCGUCAAGGGCGGCGGUGCCGCCGCCGGCCGCUGGGACUUGUCCGAGUACCGCCGCUCCGAGACGUACCGCAUGAUCCGCGAGGCCACGAUAUGGGUCGACACGGCCGAGACAGAGGUCAGGCACCUGGAGCGGAGUCGGCAAUGUCCGCCCAGGCUGCCGCUGUAUGGUAGCUAG
Pyricularia pennisetigena is the source of this 930-nucleotide messenger RNA. RefSeq lists its product as uncharacterized. The coding region runs from base 1 to 930 and encodes 309 amino acids. The record is from RefSeq and is a predicted model, not a curated record. The transcript has a single exon. NCBI's taxonomy places the organism in Eukaryota, Fungi, Ascomycota, Sordariomycetes, Magnaporthales, Pyriculariaceae.